AAACGACCAUAAUGUCAAGCAGCAGCAACAGCUCAAUCGUUGCUGUACAUUACAGAGUAGGCAAGAAAAUAGGUGAAGGUAGCUUCGGUGUUAUAUUCGAAGGCACAAACCUCCUGAAUUCGCAAACUGUCGCUAUUAAAUUUGAACCUCGCAAAUCAGACGCACCUCAACUACGCGAUGAAUACAGAUCAUACAAAAUACUAGCAAAUUCACCUGGUAUUCCACAAGUCUACUACUUUGGACAGGAAGGUCUCCAUAAUAUUCUCGUUAUCGACCUCCUCGGUCCAUCACUUGAAGAUUUAUUCGACAUGUGCGGUAGAAAAUUCAGCAUCAAAACUGUCGUUAUGACUGCAAAGCAAAUGAUCACUAGAGUACAGGCUAUUCAUGAGAGAAACCUUAUUUAUCGUGAUAUCAAACCAGACAAUUUCCUCAUCGGUCGUCCUAAUACCAAGAACGGCGCAACAGUUCAUGUUAUUGAUUUUGGUAUGGCAAAACAAUACAGAGAUCCAAAAACAAAGCAACAUAUACCAUAUAGAGAGAGAAAAUCCUUAUCUGGUACAGCUAGAUACAUGUCUAUCAACACUCACUUGGGUAGAGAACAAUCAAGACGUGAUGACUUGGAGUCAUUAGGACACGUCUUUAUGUACUUCCUUCGUGGUGGCCUCCCUUGGCAAGGUUUGAAGGCUGCUACCAACAAGCAGAAGUAUGAAAAGAUUGGUGAAAAGAAACAACUCACUCCAAUUAAAGAACUUUGCGAAGGUUUCCCUGAAGAAUUCGGUAUUUACCUUAACUACGUUAGAAAAUUGGGCUUCGAAGAAACUCCUGAUUACGAUUUCUUGAGAGAUUUAUUCACAAAAGUUUUGAAAAACUCCGGUCAAGUGGAAGAUGGCGUCUACGAUUGGAUGUUGAUCAACAACGGCAAAGGAUGGGAAGUCGGUAAUUCAUCAUCACAUCGCGAUCACCACCACAGACACCGUGAGAGAGAAAGAGAAAGAGCUGAUUAUAGAAGAUCACAAGCAGCAGCGGCAGCAGCAGCAGCAGGUGCUAACGGUCAAAGCGGCGCCAAUGGUGUUUUACCACCUUCACCAGCUUUGGUUAGACAUGGAUCAAAACGCGGUCGCACUAACAACGGUAAUCUCAACGCAUCUUCGCAAAUGUUGGCUCCUACUUCACCAACUAACGCACAAAGUCCACCUGCAAAUUCCCGUAGACAAUCACAGCAAAAUCAAUUAAAUACUGCCCACCCAUAUGCUUCAACUACAGGUGCGAUAAUGUCUCCUUCAGAUCUCGGUGAUAGAAAUGCCGCAACCCCUUCACCUGCUAGAGAUUUAAACAACCGUAAUAAAGGAUAUAUGAAUCAAGAUUCCAAUCAAGGUAUUUCAAACCAGAACGUCGAUCAAAAUGGUGAAAUUAACCAAUCAAAUAAUCAAGAUAGGCAAAAGAAUGGUGGUGCAAGUAAAAAGUUGGUCGAUUUCUUGACUUGUCGUUGUUUAUAAGAAGAGAAAUUAAAAUCAAAGAUACCAAAAAUUCAUCACGUUUAUAUUGAUAAGACAUUAAUAUCGUAUAUGGUUUAAAUACAAGUGAAAGUUUUACUCUCCUUUCUCACUUCAUUCUUCACUUCUCAUUGGUCUCAGAUAAUAUACCCUUCAGAAAUAACAUCGAAUUGAAUAGUUCAUGUGUCAUUCACUCAUUUUGUUUACAUUCUUUUAUAGUCAAGAUUAAUCAUAAUACAUAGU
This is a messenger RNA of Wallemia mellicola CBS 633.66, 1736 nucleotides long. RefSeq names its product kinase-like protein. Gene Ontology annotation, molecular function: ATP binding; protein serine/threonine kinase activity. Lineage: Eukaryota; Fungi; Basidiomycota; Wallemiomycetes; Wallemiales; Wallemiaceae. Gene Ontology annotation, biological process: peptidyl-serine phosphorylation; endocytosis; signal transduction. The coding region runs from base 12 to 1496 and encodes 494 amino acids. The record is from RefSeq and is a predicted model, not a curated record. The transcript is spliced from 3 exons. Gene Ontology annotation, cellular component: nucleus; cytoplasm.